This is a messenger RNA of Myxocyprinus asiaticus (Chinese sucker), 4060 nucleotides long. Its product is annotated as perlucin-like protein. The transcript has 12 exons. NCBI's taxonomy places the organism in Eukaryota, Metazoa, Chordata, Actinopteri, Cypriniformes, Catostomidae. Bases 2513 to 3181 code for a protein of 222 amino acids. The record is from RefSeq and is a predicted model, not a curated record.
CAGACAUCAGCUUGAUCAGAGCACUUACAUUUCUGCUUUACAAUCCUCACUUACCUGUUUGAAAACAUGGCUAGUCAGGACAUUUUCAAUCAUGUGUAUGACAACACCAACUGGAAGAAACAGGAUACAUGUGAACAUGGGAAGUCUGGCAGAGAGAAGAAAGAUUGUCUUUGUGCAAUGGUUCUCUCUGUUCUACUCUUCCUGUCUUUAUUGGCUAAUGGUGUGCUGAUAUACCUGUAUUUCACUGCAGACACAAUGUUUUUGCAUUGUGAACCAGUCACAAACUGCUCGAAUUCAGAACAUGAACAAGGUAUUCCAAGCUGCUCAUAUAAGGAGGAUGUGAAGUCAUUAACCUACUGCCCAGAUUUGCAAGAGCAGUGGUUCAAAGGCAAAGGCAGUUUUUAUGUUUUCUCCAGCCUUUAUAAGAACUGGAGCUCCAGCAGACAGUAUUGCCAGGAUCUGGGUGGAGAUCUGGUCAUUGUCAACAACACAGAGGAAAAGGACUUUCUUGCUCAGAGACUAUGUAUUACUGGUGAAUCUAGUCUAUACUGGGCUGGCAACAGUAAGGGGAAUUGGGGAAGCCAUGAUUCCAAACAGAACUGUGCUGUACUUAAAGGAAAUACACAAGAGGACAUUUCUUGCUUGAGAGAAGAGAAAAGUAUUUGUGAAAUUCCAUGCCUUCAAUAAAUGCUACUCCAAUUACUGAUGACAUUGUAUGGUUGAAGAUGUUUUUGUGUUUCACUGUACUCAAUUAAACACAGGAUGUUGUAAUUACAGUAUAAAGUAAAAUUUUAUCGAAUGGCAUCUGUUUAGGUGCAAUGGACAGUUUUAUUUAAAUUGCCUUUUUAUUUUUGCUUAAUUGCAUUUGUGUCUUUGUUUCAUAUAUUACACUUCUGAUUUGGUUCAUUUUGACAAACAAACAUGACACUGCAAACCUUAGCAUCUUUUAACAUGUCGAUGUACAUUAAGCAUGUUCGCUUGCUGUUGCUUUUAAACCUUUUAAAAACUAUUUAUUGAUGCUAAGAUGGCAACAAUUAAUUAUAUGAAUAUUCAUUGAAUAUGAGUAGUUGCUCAUUUGUUUGGUAUCUUACAUUAAAUAUCCUAUGCUGUUUUGGAUAAAGCCAAAGAUGCAUUUUACAGACACACAGAAAGUAGAGAGACAUCUAGCUUAUCAACAUUUUAACCUACAGUACUGCCAGGAAAUUAUGCAUACCAGCAAAGAUGCUUCUGUCUAAAUGCUUAGAAACCCACUGCACUUUGAACACAUUGAAAUUACAUCUGUUUUUCAGUCCUGCCAUACAGUCUUUAGUUUAUAUUUCUAAACCCUCAAUGCAAGAAAUGAUUGGCACUCUUGGUCAGACUCCUAACAUGAGGUUUGGUAAUAAGAUUAAAUUAAAAAUAAUUUAGUGCCUGUAUUUUAGUGGAUAAUUUAAAGUGUCAGAUUAAUGACAAAGUGACGUCUUCCCUGAUUUAGUAUUAACUGAUUUCUUUUAACAUUUUAAAAAAAAUUUUUUUUUUACAACUACAUGCAAUUUACUGAAAUACCAGUUUUGUUUUUGUUGUUGUGUAAAGACAGUGUGUAAAACUGUUGUGAUUUAUAUGCACCACACAUAAUAUAUAAGUUAAAAAUAUAUAAUGUGUAUACAAAUAAAUCAUACAUUGUAUUUAAUUUGUGUAAUUUUUCAAUUUCCAAUUUUUAUUUUAUUAUUAUGUGUUACAAUAUAAUAAUUAUAAUUAUAGUAUUUGGACAGUAAACCCUCAUGUCACAAUAGCAACCUUUUUACUGCGAAUUAACAGCAAGUUUGUGAGCAGCAUUUAUGUUCAGUCAUUGGAGGUGGGAGUUUUUUUUUUAUUACCACUGGUGUGUAAAUGGAAUAAUUACAGAUUACCUUUAUAUGCUGCCAUUUACAUUUAUUAUAAUUGUAAUUAACCAUAUAAGAUGCCUAUCUCACAGACUUCCUUCAACAACCUUUCAAUUCUAUGAUUCUGUUAUACUGUACAUAACUGUGGUCAUAGAGUUUUCGCUACACCCUAUGCUCUCCAUGCUUUUUUUUAAACUAUUUUUAAUCUCUAUUUGAAAGCUCUUCAUUCAUUGUCAACAGGUUGUUUUUUUGAGAUGUUGAUUUUGUUUUUUGUUUUUUGCAUAAGUUGUCAGACUAGAGAAAAAUGCUUUAAGAAUAAAUUACUGUAAACAAUAAGACAAAAAUAUUUAUGAAUAAACUCUUUAUACUCAACACCUUUUUUUAUUUUUUAUUUUUUUGGAAAAUAAUGUAAACCAUUAGGCAUGCUAAGUAUCUUGCAUGGUUGAAAAUCAACAUGACCUGAGACGAGUCUGUUGAAAUCAUACACAAAACCACUAAGAACCAGCUGACUCGAAAUGCAUGCAAAGUCGUGUCGAUGUGGUUAACUGAAACCCCCAGACAGCUACCUCUCUUCAGAGUAUUUUAUUACCAGAGACCGUGUUCUUCAGUUUUACACUUCAGUGCUGGAAUAUACUCAGUUCAGACAAAAAAUGGCUGAAAAUAUUUAUUUAAACUGGGUAUCAGACUCCGAACUGAGGCCAGACUCAAAGCAUAAGGAUGGAGGGCAGUGUUCCAAACCAAUGCAGAUGCUAUUCACUGUUCUCCUCUUCCUGUCUUUGUUGGCAAAUGGGGGGUUGGCAUACCUGUAUCACAACAAAUAUGCAAAUUGGCACUGUGAACCAAUAAGAAACUGCUUGAAUUCAGACUUUCAUUUAGAUGUUCAACCAAUCAUCUCCUUGAAAAACUACAGUCCACCAAACUAUUGUUCAGAAAAGUGGUUCAAAGCAAAGGGCAGAUUAUAUGUUUUCUCCACUGAUACCAAGGACUGGAAAAGCAGCAGAAAGCGCUGUCAGGCUCUGGGUGGAGACUUGGUUAUUAUCAACAGUGGAGAAGAGCAGGAUUUUCUCUCUAAAAAUGUCAAUGGUUAUUAUGACUUCCACUGGAUUGGCUUAACUGACAGCCAGACUGAGGGGGUCUGGCAUUGGGUGGACAACGCCUCUUUAACCAGUUACAUUGCAUGGGAGUCUCCCCCAGAUGACUGGAAAGUAGAAAAUCCUGUGGGUGAAGACUGUGUUAUCUUAAAACAUGAUAAAUGGGGAGAUGUUUCCUGCUUGAGGCAGGAGAAAAGGAUAUGCGAGAUCCCAUGCUCUCCACCAUGAAACAACUCUCAACUGUGUGUAGACAAACUAAUUACAUGUAUAGCAAAUUCGCUAGAAAAUUUAGUCAUUCCAACUUCUAUUGGUUCUAUUUACAUUUGAGUUAUUUUUAAUUUUCAGAGGUAUUCUGAAAAUGAGUUGAGUUUAUACAGUAUCUUGUCAAAUGUGUUUUCUGUGUUAUGAUUUACUGUAAGUGUUUAGGCAUUGCAGGGGCAUAUCUUGAAUUUUGUUUAGGGGUGGCAUGCAGACUAUGAGGGGUGGCAACACUAAAGCAAGCACCAUACGUAGUUCUUAUAGAUUAUGGUACCAAGCUUCAUUGCAACAAAUACUAGCUUAUUAAUUGGAGUCACUAUCAAUUUAUAAAUGUACACGAAUCUGUGACAGAACUGCAUUUCCACAGGAACCACAUAGUAACCAUUUUGCUAUUGAUCUGCCAACAUUGAAACUUAUUAUACUAAAAAAAUAUAUAAAUAAAUAAAGUAACAAAAUUUCUAUGUCCAGAGUACCAAGACAUUGUCUAUCAAACACGUCAACAAAUUCUAAAUGUUCCUAUGCUUCACAUAUAGAACCGGCAAUCUGGACUAAAUGUCACCACCUUUGUUAAGUGUACCCAUGGAUGGAAAAUGCAUGCAUUCACAUGUUAUUCUGCUAAUAAAGUCCUAUAGGCCUAUCACCUUUGUAACAGCUGGAAUAAGCCAUUUGAAAGUGAAGAUUAACACAAAGUUAGGUCUAAAUAAAAAACUGUACAGAAAAUUGUACUGUGGGGGGCAGUGCUGCAAAACUCAUGAAUAUUAAUUAUGUUAUGCACAGUAAAAGAUUCUUUUGAAUUACCUGUUUCGAUCAACAGUAAUUCUUAAUGACCGAUUCAAGCACCCAAAUAAA